This is a messenger RNA of Lodderomyces beijingensis, 2649 nucleotides long. The record is from the annotation of a GenBank genome assembly. Lineage: Eukaryota; Fungi; Ascomycota; Pichiomycetes; Serinales; Debaryomycetaceae.
AUGCCUCCGGCUCAUAAAAGUCACAGUUUCCGUCCAGAAAACGUUCUCAAGCGUGCCGAGGACUUGAUCGGCGUGGGUCAAAAGGAAGCCGCGUUAGACACCUUGUAUGAGUUGAUCACGUCCAAAAGAAUCCGGUACUUGCAAGUUGAAGACUUGGAGCCUAUUGCCAACUUGCUCAUUGAGUUGGCCGUUGAAUUGAGAAGAGGUAAAUUAGCCAAGGAUGCAUUACACCAGUACAAGAAGAACAUUCAAUUAUCCGAGAACGGGUUAGAAUCCGUGCAAACCAUUGUGCGCAAGUUUAUUGGGUUAGCUGAAAAGAAGUUGGAUGAAGCGCAAGCUCAAGCUGAUAUCAAGAUUGACCAAGAGGAGGCUGCUGAGGACGACUUAGAGACUGCUCAGACUCCAGAGACGAUUUUGUUGAGUGCUGUGUCCAACACCGAUUCCGCGGAUCGUACGGAGAGAGAGUUGGUUACUCCAUGGUUGAGAUUCUUGUGGGAGGCGUUUAGAGCCACGUUGGAUAUCUUGAGAAACAACUCCAAGUUGGAAGUCACGUACUCCGCGAUUGUCAAUCAAGCUUUCAAGUUCUGUUUAAACUUCAAGAGAAAAGCCGAGUUUAGAAGAUUGUGUGAGUUAUUGCGUGUCCAUAUGCAAUCGGUCACCACGCAGACCAAGACCCACGCUAGCAACGCUAUUGACUUGUCUGACACUGAAACCGUUCAACGCUAUUUGGAGCAGAGAUUUGCGCAAUUGAACAUUGCCGUCAAGUUGGAGUUGUGGCAAGAAUCGUUUAGAUCCGUGGACGAUGUGCAUACCUUGAUCACCGCGUCAAAGAAAGCUCCCAAGCCCACCAUGAUGGCCAACUAUUACGAAAACUUGGCUAGAAUCUUUGCUGUUUCCGACAAUGCCUUGUUCCAUGCUGCUGCUUGGAACAAAUUUUUCAACUUGUACUCGCAGUCGCCAAUGGCUACCGAUGACGAGUUGAAAAAGUAUGCUUCCAUCUUGGUGUUGUCGACGUUGGCCAUCUCCCAGAGUGCUGUCCACGAUGCUGAUGAGCACAGAACCAAGAACUCAAAGUUGUCGUCGUUAUUGAACUUGACUCAGCCUCCAACAAAGGACGGCUUGACUAAAUCGAUUGUCUCCAAGGGCAUAUUGAAAUACGUCGAUGAGCCAAUUAGAUCGUUGUUUGACUUGUUGGAAGGUAGCGACUUCCAUCCUUUGUCGGUUAAGAAUGCAGUCAUGAAACUCUUUAAAGUUAUUGAAACGGAUGCCGAUUUCAAGAAAUACAUCCCCACUUUGACAGAAGUUAUCUUGCUUAGAAUCUUCCAACAAGUAUCCCAAGUGUACGAAGCAGUCAAGUUGGACUUUAUGGUCUCGUUGGGAAUCUUUGAAGGCGUUGAGUACUCGUUGACUGAAUUGGAAGUGGAAGAGUUGAUUGUUAAUGCCGUUAAGGACGAUCUCCUUUCAUUAACCAUUGACCAUGAGGCUGGUGUUGUUUCCUUCAAAUCAGACACUUUUGCAGAAAACUCGAGCUCGUUUGCUUGCAAGUUGCAAAUCUCGCCAGCUGAGUUGGUGCGCACCCAGAUUAGUAAAUUGGCUGCUACUUUGGCCGAAUCGGUGCAAGUUAUUGAUCCAAGCUUUGAGCGUCGUCAGCAAGAAGCCAAGCAAGAAGCAUUACAGCGUGCUCUUGCCGACAUGGUUCGUGAGCAACAGAGACUUGCCGAUAGAUCCAAGAUUCUUCAAGAGCGCAAAUUGGCGGCUGAGAAACGUAAGCGUGAAGAAGAAGAGAUCCAAGCGCGGUUGAAGCAGGAGAAAUUUGCUGCUGACCAGAAGGCUGAGCAAGAAAGAUUGGCUCAAGAGCAAGAGCGUAAGCAAGAAGAAAAGCUUCAAAGAGAAAGAGAUGCCAUCUUGGAGAAUGAAAAGAGAAAGAUUGCCGAGGAUAUCAACGCCAAGGGUAUCAUCAAGAUUGACAUGAACAACUUGAAGGAGUUGGACACCACUAAAUUGCAACAGAUGCAAGUUGAGCAGUUGAACAAGGAUAGAAAAGAGUUGGAGGAGAAAUUGAAGGUCACUUCCAAGAAGGCCGAUUACUUGGAGAGGGCCUAUAGAAAAUACGAAUUGAAGCUGUUGGCUGCUGAAGCUGAAAAGCAGCAAAGUUUGGAGCGCGACAACUAUGAUGCUGUUCGAAGCAUCAAGAUCGCCAAGGCCAAGAAGGAAUUUGAGGAGUCUCUUGCAUUGAGAGAUCGUUUGCAGCGCAUUGUUCCCGAUUACACUGUGUUCAAGGCCAAGAUUGACGCCAAGAAUGCAGUCAAGGUCGCCAAAUUGAAAGAAGAAGCUCAGGCCAGAUUUGAAGCGGCCAAGCAGGAGAGAAUUGAAAAAGUCAAGAAGCAGCGCAUUGAAGAGUUGAAGAUUCGAAAGGAAAGAGAACGCAAAGCACAAGCCGAAGAAGCAGCUAGAAAAGCACAAGCUGCCGAACAUGCGAAAUUGAAGGAGGAAUUGAGGCUCCAAAGAGAAAAAGAUGAAGAAAUUCAAAGAAAGAGAGAUGAGGCUGCAGCGGCGGCAGCGGCAGUGGCAGAGGAACGUAAAGCUCCGAAAGUAAUGAGCUUUGCUGAGAAGAUGAGAUUGAAGAGAGCGGGUUUGUUAGAGGAGUAG